UCCACGCGCAACGCAUGUGUGUCAACGUGUGUCACUUAUUUAUCGCUACUUGGAUGACAUCGAUAUCCCCUAACGAACGUUCCAUUGAAAAACACGUCAGGUGAUCGUCUUGAAUCGGCGAACAAACUGCUCGGCCGACUCUUAUUCGCGGCCGAUUCGUUCCAAGACGCGUUCCUCCGCAAGAACAGCAGAAAUGUUCAAGCGUCGCGAUUUAUCCAAGUAGUAUUGAUCGAGCACAAAGUUUAUUUGUUUGUUCCAUCGAGCGUAAGAUUCCCCUUGCGCGAUUCUUUUUACGGGGGAGAAAGAAAACAAUAGAAACGAUAAAGAAAGCAGCGGAUUUUUCGUCGAAUUUCCGCGAGAACCGAGCCUUUUUCGCAGAGAACGAAGAAAGAAGAAAUGCGGUAACGAGAACGAGAGAUAAUGUUGGACGUGAGAAACAACAGGUGUCUGGGCACGUUGCCAUCCAAAGGUUUGUUAUGGAUCUGUCUGUUCGCAUGGACGAUCGCGUCGUGCCACGCGGACGACGUAAACUGUUGCCCCGAUGGCACCACGUGGUUGCAUUCGAUGAACUGUUCCAAUUCAACGAGGAUCCAGCUCGAAUGCCCUCAUGGCGCCUACGUGAUCGAUCCGGUUGAUUUCGUGGGCGACGACUUCACCGUCGUCACGGAGUACAACGUUUCCUGGCUCCAAUUCGUCAAACACGACGAGAGAAUACCGUCGGACAGGUUCUGCGUGACGAACCGCGAAAACAGUUCUCAGAUCGCUUUGGCGUGCUUCGAGAAUGAAUACUACAGCGAUUCCACGUCCACGGUAUGGAAGGAUUUGUUGUUGUGCUCUCUGGCAAUUGUAUCGGCUGUAUUUUUAAUCGCUACCCUGGCGGUGUACGUUAUACUACCGGAAUUAAGGGAGAUCCAGGAUAAAGCGAUGAUGGCUGUGGUUACGUCGCUGGCGGUCAGCUACAUCGUCCUUUCGAUACAGAAUUUGAGAACGCUGGAAAUAGGGGACGAAACGAUAUGUCUUGCUUUAGGAUUCCUUUUGUACUUCAGCUUCAUGGCGGUUUUCUUCUGGCUGAAUAUCGUGUCCUUCAAUAUAUGGAGAACAGUCUGGUUCAAGAACUUCAAGAUCAACGACAAAACUCUUUUCAUCAUCUACUGUCUCUUCGGUUGGGGCGGAUCGAUAUGUUUCUUGAUCACGGUAAUGGUCACCCAUUACAUACACGGUGAACAUCUGAAACCUGGUUUCGGGCUGUACAGUUGCUGGUUCAGCGGCCCCGAGCAACUAUGGGCGUACUUUUACGGACCGAUCGCUAUUUUGUUGACACUGAACGUAAUCUAUCUGGGAUUAACCGGAUGGCGGCUGUGGCAUCAGUAUCGCGAGUUCACCGGAAGCACCUUACGAGCGCUUCGAUUUAAAUGUCUGCUCUAUGUAAAGCUGAUAUUCGUCAUGGGCAUUACGUGGAUCUUCGAGGUGUUAUCGUACGCCGAAGGAUCUAGAAAUAAUCUUUGGAUCGCAACCGACACUCUGAACGCGUUGCAAGGUCUCAUAAUAUUCCUCUUGUUGGUCGUCACGCGUAAACGCGUCAGAAAACUGUUGGCGAAGAAGAGACCUUGCGGGAUCGCCUUUCCAAAAUCCUGGACCGCCUACGAGGACGAAGAGUGCGAAGAUGUGCUUCCCGAGGAAAUAGAAUUGUCGCAACACGGCUAGUAUUUAUAGUUUAUCGUCGUCACUAACCGAUACACGGCCGAUCAAAGAACUAUCCUUACUUAAACAAUUGUAGUCGGAAAAGGCGUGUAAGCGACAUCGUCAUUAGAAUUACCUGAAUACUCUUACCAUUUGCCUAGUCUUUACAAUCGUAAGUCGAAACGUCGAACCCUUCCGUGCUAUGAGAAUCGUUUGCUCAUAGUCUCGAACGAAUCAUCUUGACCAUAGAUUUUAAUGUUAACGUUUAAGAAUCUCCAUGAAUGUGAACAAGGUCCAGCAAAUAUCGUAUUUAUCCGCGCGACUACACGGAAAACAAUUUGGAAACGAAACAUCCGAUUGCAAACAUGAAUUUUUUACCGAAUAGUAACCUUAGUACAUAUAUCAAGAUCGUAUCUAUGGUUUAACAAUAUAAUUACACUAUUUUACUGAAAUAGUAAUAAUAGUAUUGUACCACUUACAUUACUUAUCAUCUGAAAUACCAAAUUAUUUUCCGUCUUAACUAAAAAAUUUGUUAUGCAGCGUGCGUCGACUCGACGCGCUUGCAAAACAACUCCGGCGAUUCAUCGAGAUGAUUUCGCAUAAUCGAGUUUCCCUCUCUAAAAUCUCGCGCGCACGUAGAUGCAUGUUUAUCGUGCCUAUCAGACUUGAGUCGAUAUCGUUAAGUCUCUUUGUUUAAUUCUCAAAAGAUCAAAUCGAAAAAUCGAUAAGAACUAAGCGUAUUUGCCAGAUUAUUAAAAUUCAUCGAAAAGAAUGGAAGUUUCCGUUUUAAAAAGUCGACCAAGGCUUCGUUCGAACCCAACAAUUUUUAUUUUAAAUAUCCUUGUCGAUAACGUCGAGUUCCCUGAAUAUUUUUAAUUUCUAUGCAAGUUGAAAUGGAUCGAGGAAUAAACGGUCGGAGAAUUCAGACGCGCAAAAUGUUGGAACGAAGCGACGAUGGGAAUUACUGGCCCGGAACUGUGCCUCUCGUUUGCGUAGGAACUGUUAUGGUGAUUAAACGAAGCACAAUGUGCGCGAGUAAUCGAGCACUCGGUUCAACGAAGAAGCGAGCAAACGAGAACAGUUUGAACAUGGAACAAUACUUUAACCGUCUAAUGUGCCCACGCUCCUUUAUGAGUAAUGCUCGCCACGAGCUUGCAACAGUCACACAAUAAUGAGAGUGCCUACCAUUGUUACAAUGCGGGGACUCUGUGUACGACGCUGAACGCGCGGAGAAACGUGAUCGAUACUUUAGUAAGUUGAACGUGUCGCGGUAAGAAACGCGGAAACUUUUUUAUGCGAAACACAACACACGCGUAAAGUGAACUAGUUCGCAAUACGGGGGGAGUUUAUUUUAAAUUUUAAAAUGAAUAUUUCAUACUUGUCGUUUAGAGGCGUGGAAUAUUUUUAACGAGACAAAACGAAAAUAUAUGUUUGUACCGUUGUUCAAUUAACGACGAUAAAACGUGUUUUAAAUCGUAACUUAUAAGCGACCAAUGAAUUUCAGAAU
Messenger RNA from Colletes gigas, 3187 nucleotides. RefSeq names its product G-protein coupled receptor Mth2-like. Bases 421 to 1704 code for a protein of 427 amino acids. The transcript is spliced from 7 exons. NCBI's taxonomy places the organism in Eukaryota, Metazoa, Arthropoda, Insecta, Hymenoptera, Colletidae. Gene Ontology annotation, biological process: cell surface receptor signaling pathway; G protein-coupled receptor signaling pathway. Gene Ontology annotation, molecular function: G protein-coupled receptor activity. Gene Ontology annotation, cellular component: membrane. The record is from RefSeq and is a predicted model, not a curated record.